Messenger RNA from Lytechinus pictus (painted urchin), 1538 nucleotides. RefSeq names its product delta-like protein C. Gene Ontology annotation, cellular component: plasma membrane. Gene Ontology annotation, molecular function: protein binding. The record is from RefSeq and is a predicted model, not a curated record. The transcript has 6 exons. Bases 3 to 1163 code for a protein of 386 amino acids. Lineage: Eukaryota; Metazoa; Echinodermata; Echinoidea; Temnopleuroida; Toxopneustidae.
UGAUGUUUUUAUUGUUGAUGUACCCUCGCCUUCAGAUAUUUAUUUGUCGAUGGAAGAUGGCUAAUUUUUGGCGGCUUUUCAAUCGUACACAGCUGUUUGUUUCGUGCUGCUAUUGGAUUUGCCAUCAUAUGAUUCCAAAUAUUUCUGCAGCUUUACCUGUUGGAUCUAACUGCACGAUCGAUGGUGAUUGUUUUAGCUUUGAAGCAUGCAUCAGGGAUAAACAAACAAGAGAGGCAUCAUGCCGCUGCACUCAAGCCCAUAUUUCCUGCAAGAGUGUGCUUUGUAAAAAUGGAGGUACCUUUCAGAGGCUAGGAAGCAGUUAUGUGUGCCAUUGUGAUCUCUACUGGACUGGAACAUUCUGUGAGAAUUUCAAAGGUUUGCCAGAUUCCCCUCCGAUCUCGACGUCUUGUAGCUCCAGUGAUUACCAGUGCAGAGAUGGCUCCUGCGUUGUUGGACAGUCCCUAUGUGAUGGGAUCCCAGACUGUUCUGAUGGUAGUGAUGAAAUAGCGUGUUCAUCGAUGAAGCCUAAUUCACAGUGUGCAAUCUGGGAGUUUGAAUGUGAGGACAUGACAUGCAUUCCACGUUACAAAUGCUGCGAUAGAUUCAGAGACUGCCAAAAAGGAGAAGAUGAAAUUAACUGCAAAACACAGUUACAGGAUGUUCCAGAACAGGAUCCUAAACCAGCUCAAUCUCCAUCUGGGGGCUCCAACCUUCUUAUCAUCACAUGCACCGUCCUCAUGACCGUCGUCAUAGUAACCCUCCUCAUCUACUUCCGUCGUGUCCGUAGCUCGCAGCGCCGGUUCUACUCACCUGUCAGCUGGACGCUCAAUGCCCACGGCGACGCCAUCAGUAUGCCGUAUCACGUCUCCCAGCAUGCAAAUUUCUGUCAUCACCUACCGCCGCACCGGUGCCCGAGGGUCAACGGGUUGGUCGGAUACCCGUUGAGCAGCGGGGACCAGGUGACGGGGGAACCGGACGUUUUGCUCGCCACGCUCGAAAUGACGGGUGGGCCGGGGCGUCUCUCCAACAGGGACAGGUCGAAGGAUCGCGAUGGCGACGAGAACGACAUCCCGCCGACAUAUUCGGAGGUCAUCAAGUCGGAUGCGGAUUCCCGCCGGAGAGCGGGUGACGAGACUCCUCCCCCAUCGUAUGAAGAUCUUUGAUUGGCUAUCCCAUGGAGGUGGUUCCUUUUGCGGGCCCUGCUUUCAUUUCAAGAGAUACCGAUUCAGAAUUCCUUUUGGGGAUUCCCCUUCGUCAUCUGACUGUUGAUAUCAGUCAGGCUGUGUUGGUUUACCCGGUGAUGUCCACCUUGCGAUCGGACGAAAAGACCGAAGAUGACAUAGGAUGUUCAUAUUUUAAAGGUUUAAGGUAUUACGUAUGUACCAAAAUUCAGUACUUAUCUGAUCAUAAUGUGCAUUGAAUGCACAUUGACUAUUUUGAUAUCGUCAGGGUUUGAAAUAAUGUACAUUUAAUUUCUGUUGUUUUUGUAGAGUUUAUGUUUGUAUACCCUUUAUAGUUUAUACCAAGUCCCUUAACUC